Molecule: messenger RNA, 3078 nt
Organism: Perognathus longimembris pacificus (Pacific pocket mouse)
Lineage: Eukaryota; Metazoa; Chordata; Mammalia; Rodentia; Heteromyidae
Gene: Bmi1
Product: BMI1 proto-oncogene, polycomb ring finger
Exons: 10
Coding region: 243-1217 (324 amino acids)
Biological process (GO): negative regulation of transcription by RNA polymerase II
Cellular component (GO): PRC1 complex
Molecular function (GO): promoter-specific chromatin binding
Source: RefSeq, a predicted model, not a curated record
AGGAGGAGGAGGAGAAGGAGGAGGAGGCCGGGCUCGGAGGCGGCAUGAGCCGAGCGCGGCGGCCGCGGCUCCUCUCGGCUGCGCUCGUUGCCCAUUGACAGCGGCGUCUGCAGCUCGCUUCAAGAUGGCCGCUUGGCUCACAUUCAUUUUCUGCUGAACGACUUUUAACUUUCAUUGUCUUUUCCGCCCGCUUCGAUCGCCUCGCGCCGGCUGCUUUUUCCGGGAUCUUUUAUCAAGCAGAAAUGCAUCGAACAACCAGAAUCAAGAUCACUGAGCUAAAUCCCCACCUAAUGUGUGUGCUUUGUGGAGGCUACUUCAUCGACGCUACCACCAUCAUUGAAUGUCUGCAUUCCUUCUGUAAAACAUGUAUUGUACGUUACCUGGAGACCAGCAAGUAUUGUCCUAUCUGUGAUGUCCAAGUUCACAAAACCAGACCACUACUGAACAUAAGGUCAGAUAAAACACUUCAAGAUAUUGUAUACAAAUUGGUUCCAGGACUUUUCAAAAAUGAAAUGAAGAGAAGAAGGGAUUUUUAUGCAGCUCAUCCUUCAGCUGAUGCUGCCAAUGGCUCUAAUGAAGAUAGAGGAGAAGUUGCAGAUGAAGAUAAGAGAAUUAUAACUGAUGAUGAGAUAAUAAGCUUAUCCAUUGAAUUCUUUGACCAGAACAGAUUUGAUCGGAAAGUAAGCAAAGAGAAAUCUAAAGAGGAGGUGAAUGAUAAAAGAUACUUAAGAUGCCCAGCCGCAAUGACUGUGAUGCACUUAAGAAAAUUCCUCAGAAGUAAAAUGGAUAUACCCAAUACUUUCCAGAUUGAUGUCAUGUAUGAAGAGGAGCCUUUAAAGGAUUACUAUACACUAAUGGACAUUGCCUACAUUUAUACCUGGAGAAGGAAUGGUCCACUUCCCUUGAAAUACAGAGUUCGACCUACGUGUAAAAGGAUGAAGAUGAGUCACCAGAGAGAUGGACUGACAAAUGCUGGAGAACUGGAAAGUGACUCUGGGAGUGACAAGGCCAACAGCCCAGCAGGAGGUAUUCCCUCCACCUCUUCUUGUUUGCCUAGCCCCAGUACUCCAGUGCAGUCUCCUCAUCCUCAGUUUCCUCACAUCUCCAGCACUAUGAAUGGAACCAGCAACAGCCCCAGCGGGAACCACCAAUCUUCCUUUGCCAAUAGACCUCGGAAAUCGUCAGUAAAUGGGUCAUCAGCAACUUCAUCUGGCUGAUUCCUGAGACUGUGGAGGGAAAUGAUUUUAAAACCCCGAUUUAUAUAGAUAUCUUCAUGCCAUUACAGCUUUAUAGAUGCUAAUACAUGUGACUAUCGUCCAGUUUGCUUUCUUUUGUAGUGACAUUGAGUUUGGCUAUAAAAGAUGGACUAGAUGUGAUACUCAUGUGGACGUUAAUGGAAAAGAUUGUUUCUGUAAAGAAUUGAAUUCUGGGAAGGCAGGCAAGAUCUUCUUCCUGUGUGUCAGGAAAGAAGUGAAGAGGUUUCAGUAACCAUUGUUUGGAUUUGGAAAUACUCUGCAGUGGAUUGAAGCAUUUGGGCCAUAGUUUGUUACUGUCAGUUAAGACCUACAUCACAUUUUCCUUGAUUGUUGUUUGUUAUUAUGCUGUUUUGUGAACCUGUAGAAAACAAGUGCUUUUUAUCUUGAAAUUCAACAAACAGAAAGAAUAAGCAUAGAAUAAUGCAUUCUAUGUAGCCAUGUCACUGUGAAUAACAAUUUCUUGCAUAUUUAGCCAUUUUAAUUCCUGUUUGAUUUUUACUUCUCUGUUGCUACGCAAAACCGAUCAAAGUAAACUUGUUUUACAAUCUGUAUGCCUAAAAGCGGGUACUACCGUUUAUUUUACUGACUUGUUUAAAUGAUUCGCUUUUGUAAGAAUCAGAUGGCAUUAUGCUUGUUGUACAAUGCCAUAUUGGUAUAUGACAUAACAGGAAACAGUAUUGUAUGAUAUAUUUAUAAAUACUAUAAAGAAAAUAUUGUGUUUCAUGCAUUCAGAAACUGGUUGUUUAAAUUCUCCAAACUGGUUCGACCUUUGCAGACACCUGUCCCUACCUUGUGGUGAGCCUUACCAGCAUAGAGUAAAUGUGAUGUGGAAGUCUAAUUCCAAAUUCUGUUCCAUUGGAAGUAAUUGCCAAGUCAUCGUAAUUCUGACUUUCCUCCAGUAAUGUUUACUUUUAAAAUUAAUUUUCAGUAAAGAAAAUUUUAGCUAAGGCUUAUAGAGUGUCCUACUUUUCCAUUGGUUAUGAUGGGAUGAAUGUGUUUUUUAAAUGCAUUUUAGCACUGUAACUCUAAAAUUUUUAACUAAACCAUUUUAAUUCCUGGAAGAAAGCAUUUUAUCUAAAAUUAUUUUAAUAUGUGAUACAGUAACUUCCAAUUAAGAGUUGUUUUAAUAGUUAUGCCUGCUCUUUUGUCUGGAAGUUAGAAGCAAUUUAUCAUAGCUUCUACAGAUAUUUUUAAAUCAAGUAAACAUGUCAAAUUUAAAAAAAAAAUCCCAUCAGUUUCAGUUUGUGUUUUGCUUUGGUCGGACUUGGUGUGUUCAUCCCUCAUCAGUUAUUUGUGAGGACGUUUAUCCUAUAUGAUUAUUGUUUCAUGUUUGUAUGGGAAAUUGUAGCUAAACAUUUCAUUGUCCCUCAGUAUGCAAAAGAAGCACAAUUCUAUUGCUUUGUCUUGCUUAUAGUCAUUAAAUCAUUACUUUUACAUAUAUUGCUGUUCUGCUUUCCUUGAAGACUCAGUAAAUGUUUUAUGAAGCCACAAAAUACAUAUAUUUUUAUUUUGACCUAAAUUUGUACAGCCCCAUUGUAUGUGUUGUUUCUAAUUAUAGUUGUAAAAUGAAAUUUCAUUUGUAAUUGGAAAAAUCCAAUAAAAUAUUCAUUUAGAAAAUAGCUAAGAUCUUUAAUAAAAAUUUGAUAUGAAAAGCACAAUGUGCGGAAGUUUUGGAAACUAUUGGAUUAUAACGAGUGAAAGUUGAAGGGAAUACAUCCCUGUCUUACUAAGAAGUACAUGAUUUGUUGUGUAUUGAGAGCCCAGUGAAAGAUGUAUCUGUUUAUUUACAAUCUUUGAAGUAAAAGUUACCAAUGUUUGCUAA